Molecule: messenger RNA, 4022 nt
Organism: Phialemonium atrogriseum
Lineage: Eukaryota; Fungi; Ascomycota; Sordariomycetes; Cephalothecales; Cephalothecaceae
Exons: 4
Coding region: 149-3832 (1227 amino acids)
Biological process (GO): cellular response to starvation; protein targeting to vacuole; vesicle-mediated transport
Cellular component (GO): HOPS complex; late endosome
Molecular function (GO): protein binding
Source: RefSeq, a predicted model, not a curated record
AAGAGGAAGAGCCGCAGCUCAAGUACGCCAGACUGACCCAGAACCUAAGUGCUGUCUACCGGAAUGGCGAUGCGACGAGCUCUUUCUUGGUUGCAGGCGACAAGAUGGUAAACCACGUUGCUUCCACGUGUGGGGUGCCCAAUUGCUGAUGAAGUCGCAGAUCAUCGGAACCCAUAAUGGGAAUAUCAAUGUCCUACAACUCCCGCUAUUCCAAUCCUUGAGAGUCUAUCACGCGCACUCUGCCUCGGUUACCUCAGUCUCGAUAUCCCCCUACCCCCCGCCGCUCCCUAAGCUCAAGCCUGAUGCCGCCGCCCGAGUGGUGUCGCAGGCGACGAAUAGCCCUCUUCGACCCGCAACUCGGGGAUCCGAAGCUCAACCGUCGCCAGUGGCAGCAAGUAGGAAGCCGAAAGGACCGCCCGCAGUUCCAAAUAUCCCGUCAAACAACAUAUAUGUGGCGACAUCGUCGAUGGAUGGCAACGUAUGCGUGCAAUCCCUAAUAGACAUAAAGGAUGUCUCGCUUCGGAAUUUUGCAAGACCAGUCCAGGCUGUGGCUCUCUCGCCGGACUAUAAAAAUGACAGGUCCUACCUCUCUGGUGGCCUGGCCGGGCAAUUGGUGUUGACCACUGCUGCGCCGCCGGGACGGAGUACGUCCACAACGACCGGGACCGCCGCGGCCGCCGCUGGUUGGCUUGGCAGCGUCGGGCUGGGUUCGAACACGGGGAAGGACACCGUGCUUCACUCUGGCGAGGGGACUGUAUCCACCAUCAAGUGGUCGCUGUCCGGAAAAUACGUUGCUUUCGCCAACGAGCAUGGAGUCUGGAUAUGGAGAACGGGGCUCCACCUCGAGAGCUUUGAGGCUGAGGACUCGUGGACAAGAAUCGAGUACGGCCACGUUGAUCGGCCACAGACGGCAGAAUGGGACACCAUGGCUAGCGUCUGGAAGGCGAGACUCGAGUGGAUCGACGAGACUGCCGUCGAGUCUGAGGACCGUGACGAGCCGACGGAUCCUCCAGCAAGCUCCCCGGCUGCUCUGAGACUCAGGCAGCAGCACGUUCAAGGCAGCAGGAGGAACGAGAGACUCCUGAUUGGGUGGGGAGGGAUCCUUUGGUUAGUCAAUGUCAAGCCGGGCGGCAUUGGGGUUGGGACGAACGUGGGCGAAAGGUCCCGCGCCAGUGCUCAAGUAAUUCGAAAACUCCGCAUGGAUUGCAUCAUAUCCGGCAUCUCGUUAUAUACCCAGAAUCUUUUGUUAGUCCUUGCUUACUGUUUGCCCGAGGAGGAGGAGGAGGAGGAGGAGGAGGAGGAGGAGGAGGAAGAGAGAAGGCCGCGUGGGCACAAGCACACCUCAUCUACUGCUUCAGCGGGAAGUGAGCCCGCGGGCGGCAUACGGCGGUCACAGAACAACCUGCGGCCUGAACUACGGCUCAUCGACUUGACGUCAGAGACCGAGACAGCCAUGGAAAGCCUUACCGUUAGCCGUUUUGAGCGCCUCAGCGCGGGAGAUUACCAUCUCGGGGUCCUGCCUGCUCAAAACGUUGCCUCGUCGGUUGUGACAACGCGUGGGGCACUGGAGACGCUUGCUGGUUUCGGCACGGACAUGUGGAAUGUUGCCAUCAACCCCAAGUCUCUCUUCAACUCGGGUGCGAGCAUCAAGAGUAGAGACAGCAACGACGGGGGGUCAAGUUCGAGGGUCGCCAGUACCGCUGGGAGCAUGCUGGCUUCCCAACGAUCUGGAAAGAACUCUGUCCAUCCGAAUCUCCUCAAACCCGGCAUCAAGAUCUUCAUUCACAGUCCCUACGAUUGCAUACUCGCCACCAAAAGAGAUCUGGCUGACCAUUACGUCUGGUUACUGGAGCGCGAACAAUACCAGCAAGCGUGGGAGCUGGUCGACCAACAUCCCGAGAUCUUGAGCGCCGCGGAGAAGCUGCCCGAGCUCGCCCAAGGGACUCCGGAGAGAAGCCAAGGCUCCGAUGACUUCUACGAGGAGACAGCGUCGGUCGUUGAUGAGACGCGUAACUUCUACUCGUCGGCAGAGAAGGAGAAGAGACGGGUUGGCGAGCUGUGGGUCCAAGAACUCAUCGAGGCCGGCGACUGGACCCGCGCCGGCCAGAUCUGCGGCAAGGUCCUGGGGUCGCCCGACAGGUGGGAAAAAUGGGUCUGGACCUUUGCCGGGGCGAACAGGUUCGACGAGAUUGCGAACUACAUGCCGACACAGCCGCUGCACCCGCCGAUACCUGGGACCAUAUAUGAGGUCGUUCUGGGGCAUUACAUCCAGACGGACAAGCCGCGCUUCCGGGACCUGCUAGAGCGAUGGUCCACCGAGUUGUUCGACCUCAACACCAUCUCGACCGCCCUGGAGGACCAGCUCAAGUACCGCGAUGUGCGGGAAGAUAGCGUCGACGACGGAGAGAUUGGGAGAGACUGGCGCAUCGUGAUGGAGAGCCUCGCGAGACUUCACGAGGCGAACGGCCGAAACAGGGAGGCUCUCAAAUGCUACAUCAAGCUCCAGGACGCCGACUCGGCCAUGCGCCUGAUCAAGCAGUCGCACCUCGCCGAUGCCGCCGCCGACGACAUCCCGGGCUUCUUUGCCCUGCGCGUGCCGCAGGAUCGGGUCGGCAAGAUGAGCAGGGCCGAGCUCGAACAAGCCACCCAGGAGGCCGUCACUCUGCUGGUAGACGAAGCCCAGCACGGGCUAGUCAAGCCGGCGGUGGUGGUCUCUCAACUGCAGGAGAAGUCGCUGAAACUCUACAUCUUCUUCUACCUCCGCGGCCUGUGGAGGGGCGAGGGCAUCAUGGAGCACAGCGGCCAGUUCCGCGAGCGGCUCGUCUCCGACAGCAAGUCCCUGGUCGACGACUUUGCCGACUUGGCGAUCCAUCUGUUUGCCGUGUAUGAUCGGUCGUUGCUAAUGGACUUUUUGAAGUCCUCGACGGCCUACGCAUUCGAGAAGGCCACCCAAGAAUGCGAGUCCCUGAACUACAUCCCCGAGCUGGUGUACCUGUACUCCAAGACGGGCCAGAUGAAGCGGGCGCUGUACCUCAUAAUCGACCGGCUCGGCGACGUGUCGCAGGCGAUCGCGUUCGCCAAGGAGCAGGGCGACCCGGACCUGUGGGAGGACCUGCUCGACUACAGCAUGGAUAAGCCGCGCUUCAUCCGCGGGCUUCUCGAGGAGGUCGGCACGGCCAUCGACCCCAUCACGCUGGUGCGCCGCAUUCCCGAAGGCCUCGAGGUGGCGGGACUGCGCGAGGGCCUCAAGCACAUCAUGAAGGAGCACGAGAUCCAGUACAGCAUCAGCUCGGGCGUCGCGCGCGUCCUGCGCAGCGAGGUCGCCGCCGCGCAGAACCUGCUGCGCGACGGGCAGCGCAAGGGGAUCAAGUUCGAGCUCGCCAUCGAGGAGCAGGAGCUUCACGCCGAUGGGGCGAAGGAGCCGAAGGGCAAGGGUGAUAAGCAAGGGGUUGAUGAGGCCGAGACCAGCGAGGCAGGCCCCGGCACCGCAGACGGUGAGGCGGACGGCCGGGAAUCCCACAAGCCCAAGCCGGCAGCGGCGCCGAGGAAGUGGCAGCCCGGCCACUGCGCGCAGUGCCUCGGGCCGUUCACGGAGUGGGAGGCCGAGACGCUCGUGGGCUUCAUGUGCGGCCACGUGUUCCACCUCGCGCACCUGAUGGAGAAGCUCCACCCGGGCGAGCCGGUCGACGCGGACCUCCUCGCGGGCGGGGUGGCCGGGGAUGCGCCGGCGAGGGGGUAUCACGUCGGGCCCAAGGUCACGAGGGCGAGGUUGCUUAGGGAUCGCAUACGGGGAGGGUGUCCUGCCUGUACGAGGAAGGCUUCUAUACAAUAACUAGAUUGAUCCGGGCUCAGGGGUGGAUGCCCUGCUGUUUGCAGGAGCAAUGCCUCUAGCAGCCCGGAGGGAUCCGUCUCCUGAGACGUGCCAGCAUCAACUUUGGAAGUCGAGUUACCCACCCCCCUGUAUAUGCCAAUUUUGAACCACAACCCAUGCAAGAUUUUCCACGGCCAGGCAUUGUGAUGUC